Dentiscutata erythropus is the source of this 1065-nucleotide messenger RNA. The record is from the annotation of a GenBank genome assembly. NCBI's taxonomy places the organism in Eukaryota, Fungi, Glomeromycota, Glomeromycetes, Diversisporales, Gigasporaceae.
AUGUCGAUUAAUAACUUGAUUAAAAUGAAUCAUACUGCAUUAUUAAUUGAUAAGCUUAAGGUUAAACCUACAAGCCUUAUAGAAUGGAAACAAAGACAUUACAUAACAAACUAUCUUAAUAAUAAUAAGAAAGUGAAGAUAUAUAUAACUUCUGGAAGUUGGUAUGUCAAUGAAGACUUCCUAAGACUUAAAUAUAAGUCUGAUGGAACCUUAGCCGAUUGCGAUAUGCCAUGUAUCUGGAAACAAGGAAAUCCAGGUAGCUUAUCUCCUACAGAACUUCAAACGGUUGAUGCUCUCUUUAAUGUUAACACCCAACCAAGCGAGAAAGAAUGGAAAGGAAAAAAAAACAUAAAACUUACUUUAGAGCCUAAGACAUAUUAUCCAAAUUUCCAUAUUAAUUAUGAAUUAUUUGACAUUUAUUCGUCGUUUGAUGAAGAUUCAGAUUUACCUACAAGUUACGUUCGAGUUGAUCCUGAAAUAUGGCGAACAAUUCAACCUUUUAACUUAACAAAGCUUUCCCCAAAUUCAACACUCAUCUCAUUUAUUGCUACUCAUAUGACUGAAUACAGAAAGACUUUUAUUCCAUCUCUUCAGGCUCAUAUGUCUGUCGCAUCUUUUGGUAAAGUUCAUUAUAAUACCCCCUGGAAUCUUUAUCCUGAAUGUUUGAAUUUAGAAAGAUUUGAAGCUAAAAAUUGUGCAAUCUCUAAAUAUCCGUUUUAUUUGUCAAUUGAAAAUUGUCAAGAAAAAGACUAUUCUACUGAAAAACUUUGGGAUACGUUUAAAUUAGGUGAUGUACCUGUUGUAUGGGGUGCACCUAAUGUUCGUUCAUAUUUACCACAUCCUAAAUCAGCUAUUUUGAUUGAAGAUUUUCCAGACAUCGAAGCUCUUGCAAAUUACUUGAAAUAUUUGGCUAAAAAUGAAACAGCGUAUUUAGAAUAUCAUAUGUGGAAAACUAUAAAAUUUUCAGAUGAAUUCGAAAAAAAGUCAUAUUUGAGUCUGCGUACUAUGGAAUGUAAUAUUUGCAAAGAAGUUGCUCGACUAAGGAUUUUAGAUGAAUGGAAUUAA